CUCGCCCUCUAUGGUUUCUUCAGCUUGAUUAUGCUGUGCUAUACCACUCUCGAUUUAAAAGCAUCACCUGAUCCUUGUUUCUGUGGUAAAACCCCUGCCGAUGCUCUUCAGAAUGGCUGCAAGUUUGAUCCCUUCACUCUAACUUGGGUCCCGGAUGCAUGCCGCGAUGAUGACCUUAUUGACGAGUUUAAUGCACUCGGCGCACUAUACAACCAUUCCUGGCAAUUCUAUACCUGGCCAACACAUGACCGGCUAGUAACCCUUGAUGAGGUCUCUAUGAUGGCUGAAGUGGCAAGUACAAAACAUGACAACCGUUCUAUAGUGACAACUACUAUAGACUGGCAUCAUACACACUGUUUAUAUCUCUGGCGCAAA
This is a messenger RNA of Talaromyces proteolyticus, 375 nucleotides long. RefSeq lists its product as uncharacterized. The transcript has a single exon. The record is from RefSeq and is a predicted model, not a curated record. NCBI's taxonomy places the organism in Eukaryota, Fungi, Ascomycota, Eurotiomycetes, Eurotiales, Trichocomaceae. The annotation marks the transcript as partial.